AUGCGUCGAGUUCUGAGUUUAUCAAAGCGAGCUUCGGCUGCAGCUGCUGGGGUCAAGGACAACCCAAAAUUCUACGCCAUGGUUUUGGAAUUUACAGAAGCAUCUGCAGCGAUCCUCGAGAAGAAACUUCUUGAAGAUACCAAGGUCGAAAUUGGCAGAUCUGAAGAUAUCAAGCGAGAGCAGAUGGAAGCACUCCAGCGAUCGGAAGAUCAACGAAUGAAGGAGAUUCAGGGUAUUUUCGACUAUAUGAUGCCCUGCGCUUCUGUUUUGGAAACCAACUUCAGAGUCCGAAUGGAUGAUGGAUCCUCCCAGGUUAUUUCCGGCUACCGAGCUCAGCAUUCGCAUCAUCGUCUUCCGACAAAGGGAGGCAUGCGAUACGCCCCCGAUGUCGACAUGGACGAAGUAAAAGCCCUCGCUGCCCUGAUGACCUGGAAGUGUUCCGUCGCCGAUGUUCCAUUUGGCGGCGCCAAGGCUGGAAUCACCAUCGAUUCGAAAAAGUACUCCACUCAGGAGUUGGAGCGCGUCACUCGAGGCUUCACUCAGCAGCUCACCAAGCACGGCUUCCUCGGGCCUUCCAUCGAUGUUCCCGCGCCAGACAUGUACACAGGCGAGCGCGAAAUGGCGUGGAUGGCGAACGAGUACUCCCGACUCAACCCAACUGAUCUGAAUGCGCCUGGCUGCGUCACUGGAAAGCCCAUUUCUCAAGGAGGUGUUCACGGUCGAGUUUCUGCCACUGGACGAGGUGUUUACCACGGAACGCACAUCUUCUGCAACACAAAAAAAUACAUGGACAUGGUCGGCCUGGCACCGGGAAUGCAGGGAAAAUCCUUUAUUAUGCAAGGUUUCGGAAACGUCGGUUUCCACAGCAGCAGAUACUUCGUCCGGGCUGGCGCGAACUGCAUCGGUAUCGUCGAAUACGACGGAUCUCUCUACAAUCCUGACGGAAUUGACAUUUAUGCUCUCGAAGACUACAAGUUGCGAAACGGAACUAUUGUCGGCUUCCCAGGCGCUAAAGCAUGGGACGAAGCGAAAGACGGACCUCUUAUUGAACAGAAAUGCGACAUUCUCGGCGCCUGCGCCAAAGAAAAGGUCAUCACUGCCGACAACGCCAGCCGAAUCCAGGCGAAAAUCAUCUGCGAAGGCGCCAACGGCCCAGUGACACCUAAGGCCCAAAAGAUCCUUCUCGACAAGAAAGUUUUGGUUAUUCCCGACUUGUAUUUGAACGCUGGUGGUGUCACCGUCUCCUACUUCGAAUGGCUCAAGAACUUGAACCACGUCUCCUACGGCCGACUCACCUGGCAGUUUACUGAGGAUCAGAACUUGGCUAUUCUCCAAUCCGUGCAAGAAUCGCUUUACCGACACCACAGCCAGUUCUCGAACUUGUCCGUUGUUCCAAACGCUGAACUCAACCAAAAAAUCCACGGAGCGAGCGAGAAAGACAUUGUCCACUCCGGCCUUGCCUACACCAUGAAGCGCUCAGGUCUGCGAAUCAUGGACACCGCUGAAGAGUUCGACCUUGGUCUGGAUAUCCGAACUGCCGCCUACAUCACAUCUGUAUCCAAGGUCUACAAUGUCUACAAGGAAGCUGGAUUUGCCUAA
Oikopleura dioica is the source of this 1599-nucleotide messenger RNA. The record is from the annotation of a GenBank genome assembly. Lineage: Eukaryota; Metazoa; Chordata; Appendicularia; Copelata; Oikopleuridae.